Molecule: messenger RNA, 807 nt
Organism: Carica papaya (papaya)
Lineage: Eukaryota; Viridiplantae; Streptophyta; Magnoliopsida; Brassicales; Caricaceae
Source: RefSeq, a predicted model, not a curated record
AUGGAUGAAACAUUGGAGAUUCUUGCAGCUGCCAAGAAAACCGCUGAUUCUGCAAACAUAAAGGGUAUUCUUCGUGGUAAAUCUGACAUUUCCAGAUGUGUUGAUUGUUUGAAGAAGCUUGAAACCUGUCCCUUCAAUGCUGAAAUCAUCAACACCCACAACAUCUACAAGACGCUUCAAAAUCUCUGCAAGCACAAGAGCAGAAAGAUCUGCUCUGCAGCUUCCCGGCUUAUCAAUUUGCGCCCUGCACCUCCUGCUCAGCCUAGUUCUCACAAUGUUUCAAACUCGCCCCCUCUUCAACCCUCAUCUCUGAAGAUGGAAGAGUCAACCAAAGCUUCGAACAAAGGGCUCAUCAUUCGUCUCAAGAUGCCAUUGCAAACUCCUGUUCAACCUUCAUCUCAGAAAGUGGAAGAUGCACCAAGAAAAAAAGUCAGGGCCAUGCUUGAAGAAGCCUUCUCAAAGGUAGCAUCAGAAUCUAGGGGAAAGAUUGGAAAGAAUAUGUGUUUGAGGGAUCCUGUUGAGGUUGCUGCAAUGUUGGAGUCUGAGAUGUUUACUCAGAUGGGUACUUGCCUUGGUAAUCAAAAGAUGAAGUACAGGUCCAUUCUGUUCAACCUGAGGGAUGCAAAAAAUCCAGACUUGAGGAGAAAGGUUCUUUGUGGAGAUAUCAAACCUGCUGAGCUGAUCAAGAUGAAAAGUGAGCAGAUGGCAAGCAAUCAACUUAAGCUUGAGAUGAGUGAGAUAAGAAACAGGGCUGCACUUAGGGAAGAGUCUUUGAUAUGUCAACUUAGGUAUCAAGAGAGAAUAUAA